Colossoma macropomum (tambaqui) is the source of this 1047-nucleotide messenger RNA. RefSeq lists its product as uncharacterized. The transcript is spliced from 11 exons. Bases 85 to 1047 code for a protein of 320 amino acids. The record is from RefSeq and is a predicted model, not a curated record. NCBI's taxonomy places the organism in Eukaryota, Metazoa, Chordata, Actinopteri, Characiformes, Serrasalmidae.
UCUACCAAGUUGUCUAGCACCAGGGGCAAGUCAUCCUAUGAUAGUGGAGUGGAUCUUCAGUUAGAUCACUGAAGGAGUCACUGAAUGAAUUACGUGUUAGAAGCACACAAUAAGACAAACAUGAAUACACUCUUCUAUUCAUUCAUUGUUCUAAUCCUAGUAAUUCUGUGCUAUGGUCCUAAUAAAUCUUCUGAUUCCAAGUGUCCAGAUCUUCAUUUAAGAUUCAAUGAUCCUUCCCAGUCUGAAAUUAUAUACACUGUGGAAAAGACAAAGGUGUGGGAAAUGUCUUGCACAUCAUUUGACCAAAAAGGGGAUAAUGAGCCUUUCUGUAACUCUUAUGAAGAAUGUGGAUUCAGUCAUCGUCUAAACUCAACAUUUACAGCCUGCAACAUAAAUAAAGAGAAGUCUACAGUAGAGUGUGAACUAGGAGACUACAAAUGCACAGGGAUGGAAUGUGGCUGGAAAGAGAACGCAAACUUUGAAGAUGUAAGAAAAGCCAAAUGUCGAGCGUAUUUCUACGACACAGAUCUCAGCUUCCCGUGGAUGAAAGCUACAGAUGUUAUCAUGAGUGUGCAAGGUUCCACACAGCUUUUUCAGCUCCAUUUGAAGCUUAAAAAGGAAUCAGAUAAUAAUGAUGCUCAUGAAGAUGGAGCUAGUGCUUUACAAAAUAAACCAGGAUGGCAGAGAUCUUCCUCAUGCCACACUGACUCCAAACACAUGCAGUCCUCCUCUGAGUGCUCUGUUCAGUUAGCGGGCAGUGAGGUGACGCUCAGAGAGCACCCAAGCCGAGAGCUCGCUGCUCCGUCUCCUCGUCACUGCCCCCAGCUUGCAGCUUGGCCGCCCGAGUCGAACGUGAGGUGUAAUGAAGCGGCCUCGCUGUGGAACAGGGGGCAGGGCCCGGGCGGCGGAACUCAGGACUCGCUCUUUGCCCUGGUGCCCCUUGUCGUCCUCCUCCUCCUGCCGUCACUCGCGACCCUCAUCAAAGCUCGGGCUUUGCGCUCUGCAGCCCCAAACUAUGCAGCAGUUCACUUACAUAGGCUGCAAUAA